AUGCGGCUGUUAUUUAUAAAAAUUUUAUUAGUUUUUAGCGUGAAUGGACAGCUGUGUGACGAAAAAAAUACAGUGGACCUGACGUUAGCAAAAAGUUUGGAAGAUGGAAUUAUCGUGAGUGAUGGUGAAAAAUUUUCUCCUGGAUAUAUUUAUAGACGAAACGACACUGAUGGAGAGAAGAUAUUUGGAUGUUUGUGUCAGGGAAAACGAUGUUUCAGAAAGUGUUGCCCUCCCGGGAAAGUGUACCAGCGUUCACAGGAAGGGAGAAAAUGUAUCGACCAUGAAGAUAUUGUACAAACGAAAGGCUUGGAUGUAUAUUUUAUGAACAAUUACAAGAAAACGAUAGAUGUUGUUCACACUCCUGGCAUAUUUUUUUUAUAUGGGAUACCUUGCGAUGGAGAUGUUUAUCUUGAAGACAACGGAGAAUGGUUUAUACAAGAGACGAGUACAGCCUUUGAACCACCCGUGUAUGAUAACUACGCUAAUUUACAAAAUGUCAAAGUCAUGGAGUAUUUCCACUUCAACUUCUCAAAACCUAUAUGCGCAACUGAUGAAAUCCGGGUUGAAAUCAAACAAGUCUUCACAGAUAUACACCUGACCAAAGAUGGCAAACUGUACGUGAACGUCCCAAGCACUAUACCGCCAUUCAUGUUAUACGAACCGGAUAAAUACUGUGUGGAUACAUUUAUAAGUGAGGGUGAAGAUGGGGCUGUCACAGAGAGCUUCGACGCCCUUAUAUGCUUCGCCACGGAAAAAGAAUCCAACCAUUAUGUGUUGAGCUCUACUUGUAUGAUAAUAUCAUGUGUGUUCAUUCUGGCCACCGUGGCCGUAUACGGCUGGUUGCCAGAACUUCGCAACCUCCACGGCAGGGUCCUAAUGGCUUACUUGCUAUGUUUAUUCGUCGGGUUUGCCUUCCUUGCAGCGAUGCAGAUAUUACUAGUCAUAGAUAACAUCAGCACAGAUUGCUGUAUUGCCUUCACGAUCAUAAUAUACUUUGCUCUCGAAUCUGCCUUUUUCUGGCUCAACGUCAUGUGCUUCGAUAUUUGGUGGACAUUCAGUGGCAAACGCGGCAUGACUAUGGAGAAAUUAUCAGUAAGAGCAAAAUUCUGUGCCUAUUCUAUUUACGCGUUUGGUAUUCCUACCGCUUUGACCGUCAUCUUGGUAGCGUUGGAGUUCUCUGAUCUACAACCCCACAUACUUCUACCUUUAAUUAGAAGACAAGGAUGCUUUUUGUUUGGCUACAGCAAACUCAUCUACCUGUACGGUCCUAUGGUCAUCUUGUGGUUUGCAAACUUGAUUUUCUUCAUACUAACCGCCGUCAAAAUAACACAGAUUAAGAAACAGACGUCUGUUCUUAAGUCAAGGGAAAGCGCAACACAUGAUCGUCAGAAUACUGAGAGACAGAGCUUUUACUAUUUCUCCAGGUUAUUCUUGUACGCCAAACUGUUCGUUGUGAUGGGUGUGAACUGGCUUCUUGAGGUGAUCAGCGCCUUGUAUCCAAAAGCAGAUGAAUUCUGGAGAUUCACUGACGCAUACAACGUACUCAUUGGUCUCAUUAUAUUCAUUAUAUUUGUAUGUAAACGGAAAAUCUUCAGACUCAUGAAGAAAAGGAUAAAAGACGGGAUUCGACAGAAAAAUGGUACGAUGGGCAGUAUGACGAAUAUACAAAGAAAUCAAACAAACCUUCAGAAUUGCAAACAGAGAGACAGUCUGGAAACUAUCAAAACAUAUUGCGCUGAUUCAGACAGCAAUAAAGGAAUGAACACGACAAAUUUCUAA
Messenger RNA from Danaus chrysippus (African queen), 1779 nucleotides. The record is from the annotation of a GenBank genome assembly. NCBI's taxonomy places the organism in Eukaryota, Metazoa, Arthropoda, Insecta, Lepidoptera, Nymphalidae.